AUGAUCUUAUGCCCAUGUGUGAAGUGCAUAAAUCAAUUGUUAAAGACUCGGGAAGAAGUGUUUGAAGAUCUCAUAUUGAAUGGAUUUCUAAGGAGUUACACAAUUUGGAGUUUCCAUAGAGAAGCUUCAACUUCAAAUACAGAUCCGGAUGUACAUAAUGUGGUAUGUGAUGAAGGUGAUAGGUUUGAUAGCACACAAAACAUGUUAAAUGAGUUAUGGGGGAGAGAUGCACUUGAAGCAACUGAGAAUCGUGCCACAGGUGAGCCUGUAAUGGGGCAAAAUAUUGAGGCAGAGAAGUUCAAGAGAUUAAUGGAAGAUGCAAAGCAAGAAUUAUAUCCCAGAUGCAAUAAGUUUACUAAGUUGUCCUUCCUUAUUCAGCUAUAUCAUAUAAAGUGCCUCUGCAAUUUGAGUGACAAAGCCUUCUCAAUGUUGCUAGACUUAUUAAGAGAGACACUGCCAGAGCAAAAUACAUUGCCAAAUUCCUUGUACGAAGCAAAGGAGAUUAUUAAAGAACUAGGACUCAAUUAUGUAAAGAUUGAUGCAUGCAGCAAUGACUAUACGUUGUAUUGGAAGGAAUCAGCCACUGCCACCUCUUGCAAAAUAUGUGGCACAUCAAGGUAUGAGAAAAGAGAAAAUAAAGGCAAGAAAAUCCCUGUUAAGAUAUUACGUCAUUUUCCUCUGAUCCCAAGGCUGCAAAGGUUAUACAUGUCUACAAAAAUAUCUUCUAGUAUGCGAUGGCAUCAUGAACAACGUGUUGAUGACCAACGGUUACGACACCCAACUGAUUCUAAAGAAUGGAAGGACUUCGAUAUGCGGUAUCCAUAUUUUAGUAAGGAUCCUCGUAAUGUGAGGCUUGGUCUAGCAAGUGAUGGAUUCAAUCCGUUUAAGACGAUGACUUUAACGCACAGCAUGUGGCCUAUUAUGGUGGUGCCAUACAACUUACCCCCAUGGAUGUGCAUGAAGCAACCCUUCGUCAUUCUUACAUUGCUUAUACCUGACCCAAAACAACCCGGGAACAAUAUGGAUAUAUAUUUGCAGCCUUUAAUAGAAGAAUUAAAAGAGUUGUGGCAUAAUGGUGUUGAGACAUAUGACGUAUAUAAGAAGGAGACAUUUAAGUUACAUGCAUGCUUGUUAUGGACCAUUAAUGAUUUUCCAGCAUAUGCAAACCUAUCGGGUUGGAGCACUAAAGGUGCAUUGGCUUGUCCUUGUUGCAACAAGGAUACCUCAUCUCGUUGGCUGAAAUAUGGGGGAAAACAUUGUUAUUUGGGCCAUCGUCGAUUCCUUCCCAGUGAUCACAGAUUUCGGCGUGAUAGGAGAACUUUUGAUGGCCAUGAAGAACAUAAAGGUCAGCCAGAGCCACUUUCUGGGUAUGAAGUGUUAGAACAACUUGAGGGUGUUCAAUUUCCCCCAUUUGGAAGGGAUGAUGAUGGAAAGAAAGGAAGGAAGAGGAAACGAAGUUUGAAACAGCCCGAUCUCCCACUAAACUGGAAGAAAAAGAGUAUAUUUUUUGAUUUGCCUUACUGGAAAGAUCUUAUAGUCCAUCAUAAUUUAGACGUUAUGCAUAUUGAGAAGAAUGUCUGUGACAGUAUUAUCGGCACAUUGUUGGAUCUUAAAGAUAAAACCAAAGAUACUAUGAAUGCAUGCCUUGAUUUGAAAGAUAUGCAUAUACGACCAGAUUUGCAUCCACAGAUUAUUGAAGGAAAGAAUAAAGUGUUUAUUCCCUCUGCUUGCUACAGUUUGUCUACUAAGGACAAGGAUGUGUUUUGUACACUUAUAAAUAGUGUCAAGGUUCCAGACAGUUAUGCUAGUAAUAUUGCACGGUGUGUGCAAGUCAAAGAACGGAAAAUAUCAGGAAUGAAGAGCCAUGAUUGUCAUAUUCUGAUCCAACAAAUUCUACCAGUGGCCUUGCGCAAUAUUUUACCUAAGAAUGUUAGAUCAAUCUUGAUGGAAUUAUGUCAAUAUUUUCGGGAUAUAUGUGAUAAAGUUGGUAAAGAGGAUGACUUCAAGAAACUUGAAGAAAGCAUUGUUGUAACACUUUGCAAUCUAGAAAGGAUAUUCCCACCUGGAUUCUUCAAUAUAAUGGUGUAUUUGAUUAUACAUUUAGCAUUCGGGGUAAGGAUGGCUGGUCCAGUCCAAUAUCGUUGGAUGUACCCCAUUGAAAGGUUCCUUAAGCAACUCAAAAACUACAUGCGCAAUCGUAGCCAUCCAGAAGGUUCAAUAGCAGAAGGUUACCUUGCAAAUGAGUGCCUAAUUUUUCUAUCUAGAUACUUCGAAGGUGUAGAAACAAUAUUUAAUCGCCCGGCUAGUAAUACAGGAUCAAUAGAAGUAGAAGAUUCACUCUGUUUAAUUCCAAGCUAUGGUAAGCCUCUAGGGAAGUGUGAGAUGAUUCGAUUAGACAUGAUGGAAAGGAUCCAAGCACAUCGAUAUAUUCUAAUGAAUUAUGACGGCAUAAAAAGAUACCGUGCACAACAUUACGAGAAAAUCAUGAGGGAUUUAGGUCGUAGAGCGGAACCAUGCAAGGUUAAGGAUUCACAUGCUCGGAAGUUUCCCAAAUGGUUUAAUGAGCAUAUUAUGAAAUUAUGCCGAAGUGGGGUUGAGGUGCUUGAACAUAUUAGAUUGCUAGCCAGUGGUCCUAAGUUUGAGGCAAGAAGUUAUACGGGUUACUUAAUUAAUGAGAUAAUGUUUCACACCAAAGCACGUGAAAGUAAUAGAAAAACUCAGAAUAGUGGGUGUGAUUGGGCUAAUAGUGAAAAAAGAUUAAUGAAAGAUGAGCACGGAUUCACCCUAGUGAAUUUCAAUCAUUUAAUGGAUACUGGUCAAAAUGAGCUUGAUGAUCCCUUUAUAUUUGCUUCACAAGCAGAGCAAGUGUUUUAUGUGCCAGAUCCCCUCAAGCCAGAUUGGCAUGUUGUCAUAAAGACAAAGGUGUCAGCAAAGAAAAACAUGCAUGCUGGACGUAACAGUGUACCUCGUAGGGAGGAGUUGCAUACCCAACCUGUGGUUGUUGAACAACAAUCUAAUGUCUGA
Messenger RNA from Macadamia integrifolia, 3024 nucleotides. RefSeq lists its product as uncharacterized. The coding region runs from base 1 to 3024 and encodes 1007 amino acids. The transcript has 6 exons. NCBI's taxonomy places the organism in Eukaryota, Viridiplantae, Streptophyta, Magnoliopsida, Proteales, Proteaceae. The record is from RefSeq and is a predicted model, not a curated record.